Polypterus senegalus (gray bichir) is the source of this 1675-nucleotide messenger RNA. It is a transcript of the gene ap4b1, whose product is annotated as adaptor related protein complex 4 subunit beta 1. The transcript has 8 exons. Gene Ontology annotation, biological process: intracellular protein transport; vesicle-mediated transport. Gene Ontology annotation, molecular function: clathrin binding. NCBI's taxonomy places the organism in Eukaryota, Metazoa, Chordata, Cladistia, Polypteriformes, Polypteridae. Bases 332 to 1660 code for a protein of 442 amino acids. Gene Ontology annotation, cellular component: membrane coat. The record is from RefSeq and is a predicted model, not a curated record.
ACACAGGAAGUUUUUAUAUGCAAGGUCUCGGAGAAAUCUCGAGCAAUUUUCGUGGGUAUUAAGAAAACAUGAGCGAAACCACAGCCAAUUGGAACCAUGCUAACGAGAUGUUCGUCCAAUCAGCUCGACAGCCUGCACAAAGCGGAAGUAUUCGUCUUCCCGGCGAAAAAGUAAAGCAGUGCGGAUUUGUACUUCAGUAUGGGUUUAAAGUUUAGUCUUGAAGUGAAGUCCUCACGAAGAACAAAACUUGUGUAUGAAACAGUGCAACUCGUGGCAUGAAAUGCGCAGCGGAAGCUGCCCACACCUGGUGAUAACUGAAAAAUAGAAGACAAUGCCAUACUUGGGGUCUGAAGAGACAGUAAAGGAGCUGAACAGGGCCCUGUCCAAUCCCAAUGUGCAGUCAGACAAGCUGCGCUAUCGAAAUGUCAUCUUUAAAGUCAUCAAAUACAUGACACAGGGAUUGGACGUGUCUCCACUUUUCAUGGAAAUGGUGAAAGCCAGUGCCACAGUGGAUAUUGUCCAGAAGAAGCUGGUCUACUUGUAUAUGUGUUCUUAUGCUGCACUAAAGCCUGACUUGGCCUUGCUGGCCAUCAACACUCUGCAUAAAGACUGUGCUGAUCGUAACCCCAUGGUCCGUGGGCUGGCACUGCGCAGUAUGUGUAGUCUCAGAAUGCCGGGGAUAACUGAGUACAUUCAACACCCUAUUCUCAUGGGGUUACGAGACAAAGCUGCUUAUGUAAGAAGAGUUGCUGUUCUUGGUUGUGCCAAAAUGAGGAACUUGCAGCCUGAUGUUGAAAUUGAUGCCGCUUUAGUGAAUGAACUGUAUGGCCUUUUGCGAGAUCCAGACCCAGUUGUAAUGGUGAACUGUCUUCGGGCACUUGAAGAAAUGUUGAAGCAGGAAGGUGGCGUGGUUAUCAAUAAACCAAUUGCUCAUCAUUUACUCAACAGAAUAAAAGAUCUGGAUCCCUGGGGUCAGAGUGAAGUCCUCACUUUUUUACUUCGCUAUACACCUCGCACAGAGGAAGAGCUGUUUGAUGUUCUCAACCUGCUUGAUGACUCCCUGCACAGUGUACACAGUGGAGUCUUGGCUGCCACAAUCUGCCUCUUUCUUCGGCUGUCUUCUGCUCACCCUGCAGUACAGGCCGAUGUUCUGGAGAGGGCUCGGGGUCCUCUGUUGUCUGCUUGCACUGCUCAAUGCAGAGAGCUGCGUUUUGCAGCAUUGUGUCACGUACAACAAAUCCUCCGCAGCUUACCUAGUCUAUUUGCUGAACAGUAUAAAAAGUUUUUCUGUAGCUACUCGGAGCCCAACUAUAUUAAAUUCAGAAAGAUGGAGAUCCUUAUUGAGCUGGUGAAUGACAACAAUGUGGCUGUUAUUCUCGAGGAACUACGAGCUUACUGUACUGAUAUUUCUCCAGAGUUGGCACAAGCUGCUAUUUUUGCUAUUGGGCGCAUUGGACAGAACUAUAGUGAGAAAUGUAUGAGUAUUUUAACCAGCCUUCUUGGAUUGAAGCAAGAGCAUAUCACAUCAGCUGUGGUGCAGAUGUUUCGUGACCUGGUUUGGUUAUGUCCCCAGUGCACAGACUUGGUUUGUCAGGCUCUGGUGGAUUGUGAGGACUAUAUCUUGGACAGUGAGGUAAUCUUUCUGUUAUUAAAUGGAUGAAAAUGAACUGUGGAU